AUGAGUGUCUCCCUGCUCAGCCACACCCGAUCCCUGGGCAUUUUUUCUGGGCUCCUGCAAGUGGCCUUCCUGCUAGGCCUGGUGUUGCUGCUGCUCAAGGCUGUCCAGCUCUACCUGCGCCGCCAGUGGCUGCUCAAGGCUGUCCAAGAGUUCCCAUCACCUCCCUCCCACUGGCUCUUUGGGCACUACAAGGAGUUCCAAGAGAAUAAUGAACUGCAAGUGAUACUAAAAUGGAUGGAGAAAUACCCAAGUGUUUGUUAUCGCUGGCUAUGGGGAACAAAGCCCCAACUUUUGAUCUACAACCCUGACUACAUGAAGGUGAUACUUGGGAGAUCAGACCCCAAAGAUGUCAGUAUCUACCACUUACUGAGUUCCUGGAUUGGGUAUGGUUUGCUCCUGUUGAAUGGACAGCCCUGGUUCCAGCACCGGCGCAUGCUGACCCCAGCUUUCCACUAUGACAUCCUCAAGCCCUAUGUGGGGCUCACAGCUGAUUCUGUGCGAGUGAUGCUGGACAAAUGGGCAGAGCUCAGCAGGCACAGUGCCCCCGUGGAAGUCUUUGGGCACAUCUCCUUGAUGACACUGGAAACUAUCAUGAAGUGCGCCUUCAAUCACCCCAGCAGCCUGCAGACUGACAGGUCAUCCCAGUCCUACACACAGGCCAUCGAGGACCUAAAGAACCUCUUCAAUUCUCGGAAGUGGAACUUUUUCCACCAUAAUGACUUCAUCUACAGACUGAGCUCCAUGGGUCGCAGCUUUUUCAAGGCCUGUGAACUUGCCCAUGAACACACAGACCGUGUGAUCCAGCAGAGGAAGUUACGCCUGCAUGAUGAGGGUGAGUUGGAAAAGAUCAGGAAGAAGAGGCACCUGGAUUUCCUGGACAUCCUGCUCUUUGCCAGGUCAGAGGACGGGAGCAGCCUGUCUGACAAGGACCUGCGGGCGGAGGUGGACACGUUCAUGUUCGCGGGUAACGACACCACAGCCAGCGGCAUCUCCUGGAUCCUCUAUGCACUGGCCACACACCCCGAGCACCAGCAGCAGUGCCGGGAGGAGCUCCAGAGCCUGCUGGGAGAUGGCGCCUCCAUCACCUGGGACCACAUGGACAAGAUGCCCUACACCACCAUGUGCAUCAAGGAGGCGCUGCGUCUCUACCCGCCUGUGCCUGGUGUGGCCAGACAGCUCAGCUCACCUGUCACCUUCCCUGAUGGGCGCUCCCUACCCAAAGGAAUCUCAGUGGCCCUGUCCAUUUAUGGCCUUCACCACAACCCAAAUGUGUGGCCCAACCCAGAGGUGUUUGACCCUUCCCGGUUUGAACCAGGUGCUGUUCGGCACAGCCACGCAUUCCUGCCCUUCUCAGGGGGCUCCAGGAACUGCAUCGGGAAGCAAUUUGCCAUGAAUGAGAUGAAGGUGGCUGUGGCGCUGACCCUGCUCCGCUUUGAGCUGGCUCCUGACCCCUCCAGGGUUCCUAUUCCCAGUCCUAAAAUUGUGCUGAAUUCGAAGAAUGGAAUCCACCUCUACCUCAAGAAACUCCCUUAA
Molecule: messenger RNA, 1533 nt
Organism: Sorex araneus (European shrew)
Lineage: Eukaryota; Metazoa; Chordata; Mammalia; Eulipotyphla; Soricidae
Product: cytochrome P450 4A6-like
Exons: 12
Coding region: 1-1533 (510 amino acids)
Molecular function (GO): monooxygenase activity; iron ion binding; heme binding
Source: RefSeq, a predicted model, not a curated record